Molecule: messenger RNA, 2351 nt
Organism: Phoenix dactylifera (date palm)
Lineage: Eukaryota; Viridiplantae; Streptophyta; Magnoliopsida; Arecales; Arecaceae
Source: RefSeq, a predicted model, not a curated record
CUUUUUAAUAAGUCCUAUGUAUGCUGUAUAUUCAGUAGUUAACAUAAAUGAAUAUUUAAAUAUUUAAGAUUUAUCAUAUGUUGAAGGAAUCAUGAUGACCCAUCAAAUAUCUCCUACAUUGUAUCAACAUUAGCUUGUUCUAGUGCUAGUGUGUGUGUAUGCACACACAAAUCGAUCUAUUGGUUCGAUCUGCAAGAAUGCUGCAUAUGAUUUUUGCUAGUUAUUCUGGUAAUAUUCACUCUCCACACCUCACACCUUUAUAGGUACUAUGGAUACUAAUAGUAGCUCAUCAUGGUUCAGUUUUCUCUUAUUGCUUUAGAUAAACAAGAAAAAUUUACGAGCCAAAAGUAGGCAUGCAUUUACAUGGUACAUAAUCAAAUAAUAAUAGAAAAAUCUUUUUUCAAAUAAAUCAAAGCCGUCCUGGAUCCUCUGACAUGCAUUGCAUUGCAUGAGGCCAACACUUAGUGAAUGUUGAAAGGACUGUAUACAGUAUAUGCUAUCAUCCAAUGCUAAAACUUGAAAUUAGCUUCAGCUGGUGUGUCCAUAGCCCUAUCACACUCCUCAACCUUAAAGCUACUUCCAUUUUCUGAAAACACACUUAGUCCAGUUCUUACUCGGUGGGUGAGAAACAGAUAAGUGGACCUCCCAAGAGAAGUUGGAGGGUAUUUUUCAAGUUGCAUAAAUAAUGAGAAAUAUUUUUAGGAAAUCAUACUUCCUAUUAGGUGCCUUGCACGUGCCCAACACUAGUUUAUUUAAUGUUAGAAGGAUAAUAAGCCUUGAAAUGUUCACAAUCUGCUGUCAGCUGUACUAGUUAAAACCCGAACUUUCAUGUUCCUUGUUCUCUGCAGCAACUCCACCCCUCAACCCCACCCCCAAAAAAUUAUUUCUUGGUUUCUUUCUUCUUUGGAAGCUUUAUCAGGAACAUAAAAGAAUGAUAAAAAUCUGAACCCUAGAAAGGAAAUCAGGAAAUAUAGAUGAUCUUUUCUUCACUCCCUUCCUACCUCUAAGAAGAGAGAAGACAAGUGGAAGAGAGGAAGGAGAAGGUGGGGAGGGUGAUGGCAUUGGUGCUGGUAAGCAUCGCUGGGAAAGCUAAGCUCUGGAGGCUUGAUGGUAAUGCCAUUUUCAAGAAAGAAUGCAUUGGAGCUGCCAUGGAUGCCUACACCGAGGCAAUUACUUUGUGCCCAAAUGUGGCAGUGUAUUGGACAAACCGGGCACUCUGCUAUCAGAAGCGGAAGUCUGCAAAAGCAAUAUAUAUCUCUUGUUCUCCUUUUUCAAUAAUUUCUCUUCAUUAUGUUGAUGGGUUUUGCAUUUCGUUGCUUGUUGCAUUUGGUAGAGAGUGGACAAAAGUUGAAGAGGAUUGCAGAAAAGCUCUCGAACUUGAUAGCAAUUCUGUUAAGGCUCACUAUAUGCUAGGGCUUGCAUUGAUAGAAAGGCAAGAAUUUGCUGGGGGAAUCAAACAACUGCACAAGGCUUUUGAUCUGGGGAGAGGGAGAAACCCUGUGGGAUGUAUGGUGGAGGAGAUUUGGCAGACUCUUGCCAAAGCAAAGUACAUGGAAUGGGAACUUUCAUGGAGCAAUCAUGCGUGGAGGCUGCAAAAUUUGAAGGAGGCCUGUGAGAGAGCUUUGGCAGAGUAUCAUUUUCUUGAUAAUUCUCUAGCUGAAGAUGCAUCAAAAGAUGCUGCUGAUGAUCAUUCUGAACAACUUGAACUCCUAAACGAAGUGUUCUGUAAAGCUGCACAAGCUGACAUGCCGACACAAGUGCCUGACUACUUGUGCUGUAAGAUUACACUUGAUAUCUUCCGGGAUCCUGUGAUCACCCCAAGUGGUGUUACCUAUGAAAGGGCAGUGCUUCUUGAGCAUCUUAAGCAGGUGGGCAAGUUUGACCCAGUCACAAGGGAGCCGCUUGAACAACACCAGUUGGUGCCAAAUCUGGCCCUCAAAGAAGCUGUGCAAGCAUAUCUGAAUGAGCAUGGCUGGGCUUAUAACAGUAGCUGAUGCUGGAGUUGUCAAGCCAGACAUAUAUACAGCAUGUUGCCCCCUCGCCCCUUCUGUAUUUUUGAUGCCAUCAUUGGCUUCAGUAGUGGUGUGAUGCUUUAUUUUUUGUAUGAUUCCUUCCGCCCAUUGCAUGGAAAACCUUUUUUUGGUUCCUUGGAAUGGUUGUAUAAAGAUCUUUUAGUUUCUGGUCUGCAGUGAUGGUGUAGUGUUCUGGGAAACUUAUAUCUUUAGUAUUAUAUUUAAAUAUACUAACUGGCAAAGGUGGCAUGAGGGUUUGGUUUUGAUGUAAUUUCUUGUUUGCUUUCCAAUGCUGUGAAUCCUGUUAUGCAAUGCAGGCAUCCCAAUUCAUCUUUCGAA